AUGACAAACAUACCCAGCUUCAUUCAAAUGUGGAUGGCUUGGUUACUUGCAGUGAUUCCUGAAUUGAGAGUUUUAACAAACCCUAAAUGGAGAAUCAUGUUUAACGAUAAAUACUCCCAAGUAGAACAGUCCUCAAAGUUUCUAGCGCUAAUAGUAUACUCUCAUGUUCCUCCUACUUCACAAUUGCUUCAAUAUUGCUGGCUUCUUUCUCAUGCUUGCACAAUUGUUGGUUGCUUAGCUUAUGGCUAUUGGUAUACUGACACUUCGUUGUUGUGGUACUCCUUUACCACCUCUUCUGUUGUGACAACGUAUUUCUUAGUAACUUAUCGUCAUAUUUCCUUAACGUUGGGAAAAAGACUACAGGCUAUAAGCCAAAGCAGCAAGGCUUAUGCAGCAGGAAUGAUAUCCGAUCUCAAUAAGAACGAUAAGACAGUUGUUUCCAAAGUCGAACCAGUGCCCUUAUCAGUAGUUUUGAAAUCAGAAAAUACCCAUCUUUUGGGUAAUGCCUUGCUUAUAGCCACCACCAAUACGAACGGCUUGAAGCUUGUUCCUAUGGCGAUGUAUUCCUUUAUGAACCUAGUCACCUUUUAUCUUAAUAAUGCUUGCCCUGUUGAUGAUAGUAUUGUUCCAUUGGUCAAUUAUGGUGAAGAUGGAUUGCUUAUAGUGGCAGCAGCUUUUGAUAAUGCUCUUCCCUUGGUAUACCUUUCUGAAUGCUUUGGGAAUGGUUUCACUAAUGGCAUCCAUGCUUUGGUGUUGUACUGCAUUAUUUAUGGUCUUAGACUUGAUAACUCCGAGUCCACCAGAAUGGCCUUCAAAACCUUAUUGAAACUAUGGAAACUCGCUAUCAGUUGUCUUCCAUUUUGUGAACCGGUGGUCACAGUUUUGAUGAAAGCUGAGUUAUUGAUUUUCAGUAAGACCAAUCAUGGAAGACUGAAUAAAAAUAUAAAUAUUCCCAAGAAAAGAGUUACUUCAACAACCGUAUAUGAUGAUACCUUAAGUAUUAUCUAUGAUUAUUAG
Lizanozyma spartinae is the source of this 1017-nucleotide messenger RNA. RefSeq lists its product as uncharacterized. NCBI's taxonomy places the organism in Eukaryota, Fungi, Ascomycota, Pichiomycetes, Serinales, Debaryomycetaceae. The record is from RefSeq and is a predicted model, not a curated record. The coding region runs from base 1 to 1017 and encodes 338 amino acids. The transcript has a single exon.